UUCUAAACAUGACCCAUCCAUUCAGAAGCAAGCGAGACUUGUGUUUGAUGUCAAACAGGAAGGAAAAGCUCGUAAAUUGAUAACGGUCAGAUCAGCCCUGAUUGUCUGUAAUGAACUGGACUCCAGCAUUGACCUUAAGAUGGCCACACACUCAGGCUUGGAAGGUAAAUUUAAUAUCAUGGAAAUCCCAGCCAAUGGAACCUUACCACUUCCACUUCCAUAUGUGUCUUCCAUGCUCUAUGUCAGGCCUUCUGAUUGGCCGGUCAAGUAUUGCAAUCAACCAAUCCAAUGGCAGCAUGUUGGUUUGGCAGGGGAAGUGAAGGAAAGAAUUAUGAAAUGUGACUCUUCUGAAGGAAAUGGAGUUUAUAGAUUCUGUGUGUCGGUCAAGCGGGAGAACUACCCUGAGCAGUUACUGACCGAGGACUCGAGUUUGAUUCUACCAGGACACACUGUAUCCAUACGUCCAGCUGUGAUUAUUCGUAACCUGCUGCCCAUAGAGCUGAGGUACUACAUCAAAGACACACAGAUCUGUGGAACAGUGAAGACAGGAGAGAAGGCCUUCUUACAUGCUGCCGACCCUCAGCAGGCGAUGGAGCUGGGUCUAAAUCUGGAGAACUUCCCCACCUGUAAAGAGUUGGUGGUUCCUCCUGUCACCACCGGCCCCCAGUACCACAAGGUCAAGAUUCGUCUGUAUGAUACCAAGAAACGGCUGCUAGAGUUACUCAUCAAAAUCAUCUUCAGGAAGGGAGGAUCUGUCUCAAUCCAUGUGACGGCCCCUUACUGGUUGGUCAACAAGUCGGGGCUCCCCCUGGUGUUCAGACAGGACUUCUCCCAGCAGGAUGCUGCCGGACAGUACGAGGAACAUGAACUGGCCCGCUCCGUCACCCCGCUACUGUUCUGUUACGCCGAGAAGGACCUGCCCAAUCUAUGUACAAUGAGAGUAGGAAAGUCGGUCCAGGGUCCAGACAGUGUACCUGUGUGGUGUAAGCGGUUCUCCCUGGAGAGUGGUACCGGCAUGAGGAGACUGAAUGUGGUUCCCAAGACUGGCAACCGCCCAGACUGGGUGUACAACAUUGGUAUAGGGGUUCACCAAGGGAAGGGACUGUACGCUGACACAAACAUUGUGACCUUUGCCCCCUUGUAUGAAAUUGACAACCAAUCCAGUCACAGACUAGCGAUCGCUCAGAGACAUCUUGCCCAGUCUGAGACAAUGAAGUUAGACACCUGUUUGAUUGCCCUUCCACAAUGUAAGCUUCCAUUUCAUUGGCCAAGACUUGACCUUGAUCAGUUGUUAUGUGUAAAUCUAUUGGAUGUGGGAUCCUCCUCCUGGUCAGGUGGAUUCAGAAUCGACAAAACAGAUUCUUUCCACAUAAAUAUAAGGGAUGAUCAGAAUGUGAGUCAUCUGCUGAAGGUGGAGAUUGUGAUGGAGGGACCCACCUACUUCAUCGUGUUUGGGGACGCAGGGGAAGUCCCCCCUCCCAUCAGAAUCGACAACUGGGCUGAAAUUCCUGUGGAAUAUUUCCAAAGUGACACGACAGAACAGAAGCUGAAAGCUUUUGUUCAACCUCAUGUACAAUUACCAUAUGCCUGGGAUGAGCCAAUGUUGAGUCACUCCAUAACACUGAGAGUAAAGGGAGGAACUAGUGCCACCUACAAUAUGGACAAACUGGAGGAAGGGAAGCAACUCUGUUAUCCCAACUUUAUUUACCUCAGAGCAUCAGCUACCGUUCCAAGGUCAACACAGGAUAGUUCACACACAGAACUGGUUUUAGAAGUUGUUGAAGAUCAGUACAUCAAAUUUUGUAAAAAGGACAUUGGUAAUCGUAACCAGUUAUGGAGAAUGACCAGUGGGGGCAUGUUAGAGCAUGAGGGGUCGAUAUCUCCCCGAGACCCCCACAGUCGGUCCUCCUACCCCUCAGGGAAGAGCAUGGUACUGGAUAUAGAUGACAUUGCCCCCAGGCCGGGCAGGAUUGUCCCCCUCACCCUCAGAAAACGGGACGAGCGCAGGAAAGCCACACAGACCUGGAAGUUCACUGAGGAUGGUCGAUUGUGCUGUGUUGAUGGUGCUAUGUGUGUACAGACCCUGGGAGGGGGGGAGUGUCUGAGGGACUCCGCUGUGGCUGUAGUGGGGCCUGGUCCCCCCUCAGGCAGGAGUGUCCCCGCCCACAUGAAGAUUGACAGACAGAGGCUCCUCCCAGGGUCCGGCUGUCUGGCUGUUAGGACCGUCAUGGAUGGACCAAUCAGAGUGCUGCAAAUCACUGAUGUCUCUCAAGGAUCUGUUGCUGAAGUAACAAAGAACUACCAAGACUGGGUUGUUUGUGAAGAAGAUAAGGUGGCUAAGAUAGAAGAUAAAUCAGUAGAGAAGAAAUCAAGCUUAGAGAUUUGUAUGAGUCUGAAGGGUGGAUUGGGUUUAUCUCUGGUGAACUACAGCCCUGAGGAGCUGGUCUAUAUCUCACUACAGAACAUUUCUCUGGACUACAUCUCUAACCCUAAUUACAUGACAGUGGAUGUAGCUGUAGCCAAUGUACAGGUAGAUAAUCAGCUGUUCACAGCCACCAGACCUGUGCUGUUGUACGUCACACCUACCCCUAGAAGAGACGUCCAAGAGAAUACCCCAGCUCUCCAUGUAGUAGCCCAGAAAAUUCCCAACUCAAAGUGGAAUGCUGAGAUUUAUAAACACUUGAUUGUAAACAUGAAGAAACUGAGCAUUCAGGUAGAGGAGGAACUGUUAUGGAAGCUGUUACAGUUCUGUGGAUUUGGGUCAACAGACCACCUGGAUGAGAAAGUCACAGAGGGGGAGGAUCCAAGAAAAGCACUUGCAGCUGCCACUUCAGUGAAGACCAAGAGAUAUUACUUUGGACUCCUGAAAAUCCACACGAGUCUUGUAAAUCUGAGCAUGCUCACUGCCUCCAAACUGUCAGCUGACUUGAAGGCUCUGAAGAGAGACAUGUCUCUACCACUCGUCAGAUUCGAAGACGCCAAAGUGGAUCUAGAUCCUUUCGUCAAAAGUCACCUGUUUGAAACCAUUGUGUUCCUUCAGAAAGAGAUAGGAUUCCACUACACUGAGGAGCUGAAGAGUCAGGCAGCCAAGAUCCUGGGUUCUGUGGACUUCCUGGGGAAUCCCCUGGGUCUGUUUAAUGAUGUCACAGAGGGAAUUUCUGGUCUGAUCAAUGAUGGCAAUGUGGGGGGUCUCCUGAAGAACGUCACACAUGGAGUGUCCAACUCUGCUGCUAAGGUUGUUGGAUCACUGUCUGAUGGACUUGGGACACUGAACAUGGACAAGAAUUACCAGGACAGACGGGAGCAGUUGAGGACCGGUGCCCAGUCCAGCGGGGGGCAUAUACUGGCCGGGGUCAAAGGUUUUGGUAAUGGACUGUUUGGUGCUGUGACCAGUAUAUUUACUCAGCCCUAUGACGGCUUCAAGGAAGAUGGUAUUGAGGGCCUUGUGACAGGGAUAGGGAAGGGAGUGAUUGGUACGGUGACUAAGCCUGUAGUGGGAGUACUCGACCUUGCCUCGGGAGCUGCUAAUGCUAUCAGGGACACCAGCAGUAGCAGCUCUCGUAUCAGUCCCCCGCCCCUCCGACUCCCACGGUGCUGUCACGGGGCGGGCAUGCUGCUGCCUCCGUAUUCUCAAAAUGACUCCAAGUCACAGAAACUACUGCAUGAUCUCAACAAGAAGAACCUGGAGGAAUUCUUCAUAGCUGUAGAACAGCUGAGGAGAGAAGACAGACUGAUGUCCCUGAUAACCUCUAGACAGGUGUACUUCUUACUGGGGGGUGAGGCCGACUCUGGGAACAUCAUUCUCAAGGUCCCCCACAAAGAGCUGUGCCAGUGUUUGGUGGUGGAAAUCAAGGGUAGAUAUUACUUGGAGCUUGUGAGGUUACAAACAUCAGCUUCUGAUCAACAGAGGGUCCCCCAGAUAAGAUGUGACAAACAGACAAUUGCUGAAAGGGUGAGUCAACAGAUCAACUACGCCCGUAAUUUGUAUGAAGAACAACAACACACACUGACGUCUACCGAGUCUGAGGAUACAUAGUGGAUAAAUAAAGCCAUCAGAAACAAACGUGUUGUAUGUGAUUUAUAGAGCCAUCGUGAACAAACUUGUCAUAUGGGAUUUACUUUAUCACAUGUGAAUUACUUCAAAACUUGGUGAUAGAAACUUUGAAAAACUCUGCAUAAUGAACAUUUUUUCCCCAUACACAUUUCUAAAAAUGUAUUUUGAUUGUACAAUCAUUUAUUAUAAUUGUAACUUGAUAUUAAAAAUAUGAUUGCAAGACUUAGUUUAAAAGAUUGUUAGAUAAUUAUUGCAUUUAUCUGUCAGUAAAUGAAACAUUCAAUAGCUGGUUAAUCGUAAUGUUGUGCUUCAAUUCUGAUGAUAAACAAGUGUUCUGAACGUAUUAAUCAGAUUUGACUAUAUUUGAUUAUAAUUUUAUUAAAGCUCUUUCUUUUUAAUAUAGACAUGGAUCUAUAUGGCUUAGUAUUUUUUUUUGUUAUUUUGCCA
Messenger RNA from Saccostrea cuccullata (small rock oyster), 4501 nucleotides. RefSeq names its product intermembrane lipid transfer protein VPS13D-like. The coding region runs from base 140 to 4036 and encodes 1298 amino acids. NCBI's taxonomy places the organism in Eukaryota, Metazoa, Mollusca, Bivalvia, Ostreida, Ostreidae. The transcript is spliced from 27 exons. Gene Ontology annotation, biological process: mitochondrion organization; protein targeting to vacuole; protein retention in Golgi apparatus. The record is from RefSeq and is a predicted model, not a curated record. Gene Ontology annotation, cellular component: extrinsic component of membrane.